Molecule: messenger RNA, 1419 nt
Organism: Myripristis murdjan (pinecone soldierfish)
Lineage: Eukaryota; Metazoa; Chordata; Actinopteri; Holocentriformes; Holocentridae
Gene: psme3ip1
Product: proteasome activator subunit 3 interacting protein 1
Exons: 8
Coding region: 12-953 (313 amino acids)
Cellular component (GO): nucleus
Source: RefSeq, a predicted model, not a curated record
GGUAUUAACGGAUGGUCGGUUCGGGUCGGAACUUCUGUCCCUCACGUCAAAGAUCACGGCGGACAGUAUUUGUAGUGACACGAAAGUUCACUGGAUUGGAGACUUCGGGGCUGGCAGCGUCCGUGAUGUCGGGGGGAGGGACAGCAGGUGUGGACCUCAGCAGGAAGUUUGUGUCGGAGGCAGAGCUUGAUGAGAGGAGGAAGAAGAGACAGGAAGAAUGGGAAAAAGUGAGAAAACCAGAUGACCCAGAGGAGGCCCCAGAGGAGGAAUAUGACCCUCGGUCUCUAUAUGAACGACUGCAAGAGCAGAAGGACAAGAAACAGGAGGAGUAUGAGGAGCAAUUCAAAUUCAAGAACAUGGUGAAAGGAUUGGACGAGGAUGAGACCAACUUCCUGGAUGAGGUCUCCCGGCAACAGAGCCUGGUGGAGAAGCAGCGCAGGGAUGAGGAGCGGCAGGAACUGUUGGAAUACAGAAGCGCUCUAGUGAAGCGGGCAAGCACUGAAAACCGCCAAGAACCUGCCAAGAAGGCGGGGCCUAAGCCACUGGGGUCAGAGCAAAAGAGCAGUCACCUCUCUCAGGCUCAUCUAUUGGCUGGAGCCGUCAAAAGACGCAGUUUGUCCCAGUCAUCAGACAGCAGUAAAAAACAGAAGAAGGAAAUGACAGCAACGACACUGACAGGAAAUGGAGACAGACACACAGAGCAGGAGGGGGGAGGACUCACGGCAGCAGCAGGAAGUGGAGGUGGAGAUGGAGGUAGAGGGGCAGGUGCAGGGGCAGCUGAAGAGCAGCAAACCCUCCCUGGCCUGGCGGCUAAGACCCCCUCAGCUGCCCUGGGCUCUGGUCAAGGCAUGCUGCAUCUCCCAUCGGCCGCGGUGUGCAUCGGUGUCUUGCCAGGACUUGGGGCAUAUUCCGGCAGCAGCGAUUCUGAAAGCAGCUCGGACAGCGAAGUUUAAAGCCGAGCAACCAAUCCCGCACAGCCUACCCUGACGACAUCCUGCCCCUUCCCCAACCCCCCCAACCCAAGCCACAGCGACUGCAAGCUGUGCUAUUGGCUGAGGGAACAGUGCUUGACAGCUGUGGAGCAAGGAAGAGACUGCUUAGACUGUGUCACAUGAUUCACACCUUUAGCUGUCAACAGCAGAGGACAGAAAGCUGAGGCAGGACAAGCCUCUCUCUCUCUCGGUCAGAUGAAAUGUGUGAAUGAUUUGAGAGGAGAGUCAUUUGAGUUUUAAUCUGUGUUGUGUUUUAUGUUUUUUUUUCCCCUUAGUGCUUUGUUUAAAUGUCGCACAGAUCGAUCAUGAUCUGUGGAAAGAAUGCUGGACUGUUUUUCAACAGACUGCUGCAGUCUCAUUGGCGGUUUGAGCUGUCGUUUUGUUGGUUAAAGUGUGAAAAGGGAUAAAUAAAGACCUUUUCCCCUUU